Mirounga angustirostris (Northern elephant seal) is the source of this 2166-nucleotide messenger RNA. RefSeq names its product palmitoyl-protein thioesterase 2 (gene PPT2). The record is from RefSeq and is a predicted model, not a curated record. The coding region runs from base 114 to 1043 and encodes 309 amino acids. Gene Ontology annotation, cellular component: lysosome. NCBI's taxonomy places the organism in Eukaryota, Metazoa, Chordata, Mammalia, Carnivora, Phocidae. Gene Ontology annotation, molecular function: thiolester hydrolase activity; palmitoyl hydrolase activity. The transcript has 9 exons.
CAGGAGCCGAGUAGAGUAGGCCAGGAGAAACUGGGCCAGGCUGCACUCUUAGCUCGAGGGGCCUCGAGGACUCUUCGCGUCCCUGGAGACAAGGGCACUACACGCACUUCAUAAUGAAGAGUUGCGGGAGCAUGCUGGGCCUCAGGGGGCUGCGGCUCCCCCCGGCGGGGAUCCUGCUCCUGUUGCCGUUCCUGCAGCCGCGGCUGCUGCCCGCGGCCCCCGCGCCCCAUCGCGCUUCCUACAAACCGGUCAUCGUGGUGCACGGGCUCUUUGACAGCUCAUACAGCUUCCGCCACCUGCUGGAAUACAUCAACGAGACACACCCUGGGACUGUGGUGACAGUGCUCGAUCUCUUCGAUGGGAGAGAGAGCUUGCGACCCUUGUGGGAACAGGUGCAAGGGUUCGGAGAGGCUGUGGCCCCCAUCAUGGCAAAGGCCCCCGAAGGGGUGCAUCUCAUCUGCUACUCGCAGGGGGGCCUGGUGUGCCGGGCACUGCUCUCCGUCAUGGAUGAGCACAAUGUGGAUUCUUUCAUCUCUCUCUCCUCUCCACAAAUGGGACAGUAUGGAGAUACGGACUAUUUGAAGUGGCUCUUCCCUACCUCCAUGAGGUCUAACCUCUACCGGAUCUGCUAUAGCCCUUGGGGCCAGGAAUUCUCCAUCUGCAACUACUGGCACGACCCCCACCAUGAUGACUUGUACCUGAAUGCCAGCAGCUUCCUGGCCCUGAUCAAUGGCGAAAGAGAUCAUCCCAACGCCACUGCAUGGAGGAAGAACUUUCUUCGUGUGGGCCGUCUGGUGCUGAUUGGGGGCCCUGAUGAUGGUGUUAUUACCCCCUGGCAGUCUAGCUUCUUUGGUUUCUAUGACGCAAAUGAGACGGUCUUGGAGAUGGAGGAGCAACCGGUUUAUCUGCGGGAUUCUUUUGGGUUGAAGACUCUCUUGGCCCGGGGAGCCAUAGUGAGGUGUCCGAUGGCUGGGAUCUCCCACACGGCCUGGCACUCCAACCGUACCCUUUAUGAGGCCUGCAUUGAACCCUGGCUCUCCUGAGGAUGUCCUCAGGGAUCCCCCAGGAACUCCCCAGCCCAGAGACCAAGCAGUGGCCUUGGAAAGCAGAUGCCAGGCUCCCGUGUGCCUGUGACCACCCCAUUGCUCCCACACUGCCCGCACCAACCAGGGCUCCCAGGACCCCUUCCUCUUCUCCUCUGUGAAUGACCUCAUGUCUGGGGUUUGCUCCGUGCUCUCUCACCCUCGCAAGGCCGAGGCUGGGAAGAGAGAAACCAGGUUUUGAACUUGCAGCUACUCUGCUGCUCCUCGGUCUCGGGCUGUACCGGAGGAGAACCCGACCCCUGCCCGCUGCGGGGGUCUCCUUCCAGGCCACUCAGGUCAUUUUUAGCUUCUGUUCUCCCCAUGUUCCCUUUUCCUCAGCCCUCCCAACUCCCAGGAAGGGACUACCCAUGAGAGUGGGAUUCUGAGGCUCCCCUAUGGGGACAGUUCUGUUCUUGAAAUGUCAGUGUUGGGGAUUAUCUAUGGCCUGUGAGGCCCAUCUCAGGUUUGGGGAUCCCCCCAGUCCCUAUGUUCAGUGUUGGGGUACCCCCUGGGAGCCUAGUUUCUUUGAGGUCCCAGCCCCUCUUUUAGCUGCCAUUGAAUGGGUGUUAACCCUGUAUUAAUGGAAAUAAAGUUCCAUUUCCUCAGUGUGGCUUGGCUCAUUUCCAGGUGAGGGGGACCUGGCUCUCCAAGGAGGGUGGGGAUGGAGAGCCUGAGGUCUGGGUGCCCGGAUGCCUGGUCUGGGGUGGGACCCCCUUGGUAUUUCCGCUCUCUAAAUGCCCAUUCUGUGUGGGUUCCUGAUUCUCUGUGGGUUCUUUCCUGCAGAGGACAAUUCUCUUCCUGUCCCAACCUAAGCUUGGGGGGCUGAACCCAGGGCUCCAGUGGUUUGUGCCCCAGCCUCAUGGAUGGAAUGUGCCUGCCACCCCCAGGCUAGACGAGGGGCCUAAGGGUCAGGGUGGGCAUUCGUUGUACCCCUUUUUGACCUUUGUAGGCCACAGUUGGGUGAGGGGCUGGACAAUGAGCCUCCUCUUCCUUGAAAGAAGGAAUUUUGGUGGAGACAAUAGGGCCCUGUCUACUCUCGCAUGGGGGGUGGUGGCUGACUCAACUCUGCCCCCCCCCCCCAAGG